AUGAGCUCCAAACGGCGAUCAGCUGCUGCAGCUUCACCAGAUGUGAGGCGCGUAUCAAAGCGCCGAAAGAUAUCUGAUGAUGAUCUGACCGGUGCUGAAGAUACUAAUCGCGCACUGUCGCAUUUGGAUUCAGAUCCACCAUCUGCUGAAGAGGAUGAAACCCCGGGGUCGCAGGCCGAGUCUGAGGUUAGUUUUGAGGGCGAUAGCCUUCAAACUGCGCAGGACAAGAUCAUGUCAGAGUUAGCCCGGCUGAAAGAUUCCGAUGGCGAAGAUGUCUCUUAUCCUUUUAUUGGAAAACCAGACCGAAAUCUCUACAAGGAUUAUUACGAGAUCAUUCAACAUCCCGUCUCCCUCCGGAGCAUUCAGAAGAGAAUCCGAGGCACAGACAGCAGAAAGAAUUCAUCAAAAACAACCGCCUAUCCUACUUGGAAAUCCUUUGAGGAGGAAGUCAGCUGUAUAUGGCAAAAUGCAAGGGAGUACAAUGAGGAUGACAGCGACAUUUCUGUUCUAGCAGGGAUUCUGGAGCGUCAUUUCAAAGAACGGGUUGCGGAGGCCAAAAGGCUUGUACCGGACCCCGUUCAGGUAGAUGGAAAUCCCGAGACGCCUCGCAUCAAAUUGAAGAUGGGCACAGUGGUGCCAGAACCGACGGCGCAGAGGCUAUCCCUGAAACUCUCUAGGCAAGGCUCCGAUAUUGCAUACAAAGACAAUCAUCAACCAUCCAGUGUCGCGGUCCAUGAUGGAUCUCUGAAACGCCAACGAGACCAUAUCAGGACUGAAUCUGCAGGUCAAGAUGUUAGCAUGUCUCCUCGGACAAGGUCUUUUCGAAGAAAUAUGGAGAGCCCAGGAUCAAGUGCAGCAACCACCCCAGCUAACUCAGAACAGCACCAGGGCUCCUUGGCGGGUGCACAAGAUAUGUCCAGUUCAGUCAAGAACGAGACUCCCAUGGCGAUAGCUCACAUUGAGACUGGCACUUCACAAAGCUUCCCCGGUUUAUUUGCCGAGGCUUCUGCAACGGAGAUCGCUCAACAUUCUUCAGGCUCAGCUCAUGUGCCCUUUCCGCAACCUCUUGGCGCAUCCCCUAUGGAGUCAUUUUUGAGGCGACCAGGUCAAGACGCGAGCACUUCUUUAAUUCGAAAUGUUCAAAUUCUCUCACACGCCUCCCUCUCAUUGCAGCAUAGUUUCUGUCUAGACGUACCACCCUCUUCGCGACUUUCGCAGCAGAAUAUCACUGUCAACCUUCCUGCAUCACACAAUUUACUAACGGUCCGGCCUCGCUUAGCGGCCAGUACUGCCCAGCGGCAGGUAAAGAUAGUCGCACUUGUGGGUCUGCGGCGACUUCACGCCUCUGGUGAUGUGAAUACACUUGCGUAUGAUGUUCGACUCCAUCCUGGCAUGACUAGGAUUGAUUUGGAAGCUAUCGUUGGACCGGCUACGGGGGUUCCCAAGUCCGGGCCACCCGGCUCAGAUGUCGACUACGAGCGUGUAACUAUGUUUCUCAAUCUGCUAAGGUGA
Messenger RNA from Penicillium canescens, 1512 nucleotides. RefSeq names its product bromodomain-containing protein. The transcript is spliced from 6 exons. The record is from RefSeq and is a predicted model, not a curated record. Gene Ontology annotation, molecular function: protein binding. NCBI's taxonomy places the organism in Eukaryota, Fungi, Ascomycota, Eurotiomycetes, Eurotiales, Aspergillaceae. Gene Ontology annotation, cellular component: RSC-type complex. The coding region runs from base 1 to 1512 and encodes 503 amino acids. Gene Ontology annotation, biological process: chromatin remodeling.